Molecule: messenger RNA, 3729 nt
Organism: Xiphias gladius (swordfish)
Lineage: Eukaryota; Metazoa; Chordata; Actinopteri; Istiophoriformes; Xiphiidae
Gene: kcnn1a
Product: potassium intermediate/small conductance calcium-activated channel, subfamily N, member 1a
Exons: 9
Coding region: 22-1818 (598 amino acids)
Biological process (GO): potassium ion transmembrane transport
Cellular component (GO): neuronal cell body; neuron projection; plasma membrane
Molecular function (GO): small conductance calcium-activated potassium channel activity; calmodulin binding
Source: RefSeq, a predicted model, not a curated record
AUUGUAUGAAGGGAGGUAGGUAUGAGCUGUGGGAGACUCUUAGUUUCGGCUGCAGCUGGCAACACACAGGCAGCCACUACUGAGCAGAAGAAGCUGAGCCAUGCUGGAUCCAAGCCCUCCCUCUCCGAGAGCACCGGCCGACUCCCUCAGAUAGCCAUGAACACCUGCAAGUACAAUGGCGGAGUGGUGAGACCACUAGUGGGCAGCCUGGCGUCCUCGUCGCGCCGCAACCUUGCGGAGCUCGACUCGGAGACGCAGCCCUUGCAGACGCUGCACAGCUCUGGCUUGGAGGUGGUGGUGUCCAAGGGCAACGGCGGCGAAGACCCCAGCAAGGCAUCCAACGAGAGCUUGGUCCGGGAGGGCAGCGGGCGUGGCGGAGGCAGGGCGCCGCAAAAGAAGAAUAGGGACAUUGGCUACAAGCUUGGCCACCGGAGGGCGCUGUUUGAAAAGCGAAAGCGACUCAGCGAUUACGCACUCAUCUUCGGGAUGUUUGGGAUUGUUGUCAUGGUGACAGAGACGGAACUGUCAUGGGGGGUUUACACUAAGGAAUCUUCAUACUCAUUUGCACUGAAAUGCCUUAUCAGCCUUUCCACUGUUAUAUUGCUUGGUCUUAUAAUAAUGUACCAUGCCCGGGAAAUCCAGCUGUUUAUGGUCGACAAUGGUGCGGACGAUUGGAGGAUAGCCAUGACGUAUGAGCGGAUCUUCUUCAUCGUGCUAGAGCUGCUGGUGUGUGCCAUCCAUCCCAUCCCUGGCCAGUACGUGUUCACCUGGACGGCGCGACUGGCCUUUACCUACACUCCGUCGGUGGCUGACGCUGACGUGGACAUCAUCCUCUCCAUCCCCAUGUUCCUGAGACUCUACCUGAUUGGCAGGGUCAUGUUACUCCACAGCAAGCUGUUCACGGACGCUUCGUCUCGCAGCAUUGGCGCCCUCAACAAGAUCAACUUCAACACACGCUUUGUCAUGAAGACCCUCAUGACCAUUUGUCCAGGAACUGUUCUGCUGGUGUUCAGUAUAUCCUCCUGGAUCAUUGCUGCAUGGACUGUGCGCGUCUGUGAGAGGUAUCAUGACAAACAGGAAGUGACCAGUAACUUCCUAGGAGCCAUGUGGCUCAUUUCGAUUACCUUCCUUUCCAUUGGCUACGGGGACAUGGUACCUCACACGUACUGUGGGAAAGGCGUGUGUCUGCUUACAGGGAUUAUGGGAGCUGGUUGCACUGCACUGGUAGUUGCAGUGGUAGCCAGGAAGCUGGAGCUGACCAAGGCUGAGAAGCACGUCCACAACUUCAUGAUGGACACACAACUCUGCAAACGAGUAAAGAACACAGCUGCCAAUGUACUCAGGGAAACAUGGCUCAUCUACAAACACACCAAGUUGGUCAAAAAGAUAGAUCAUGCCAAGGUGCGGAAACACCAGCGCAAGUUUCUCCAAGCCAUUCACCAACUGCGCAGUGUGAAGAUGGAGCAGAGGAAACUCAAUGAUCAGGCCAACACCUUGGUGGACCUGGCAAAGACCCAGAAUGUGAUGUAUGACCUGGUGUCAGAGCUGCAGGAGCGCAGUGAGGAGCUGGACAAGCGCAUCGGCACAUUGGAGGACAAGCUGGACUCGGUGACGGGCAGCCUGCAGGCGCUGCCCUGCCUCAUCUCCCAAGCCAUAACCCAGCAGCAGCAGGACUUCCUGGACGGCUUUGUUCACCGCUUUCGGCCCGCCUCGCUAGCCUCAGAGCGCUCUGAACGCUCUGAGCGAUCCUGGACUUCCACCGCCCGUAGGCGACGCUCACCCUCCACAGCACCACACACCUCCUCUGAUAGCGGAUAACCUUGACAAACCCUCUGCAGUCACGUUCGAGCCCCACCUCUCCCAAACCAACUCGUCACAGCCUUCUGUCCCAUCCAAACCCAUCCCUGUAACUGCUGGAGAGUCCAUGUCUGGACUAAUAAAGAAUCCAUAUCUUGACCCUUGACCUAAUCCUUGCCCCAACCCCCCAACCCUCCCACCCAAUCCAUCCCUUCUCUCCUUCCUCCACGCCCAACAUCAAACCCAAAAUCCAAUUCCUCUGUGACUGAGCUUCUCAGCACAGGACUGGAUCAGAGCUACUUCAAAAGAACAAAGAAAGGCAAAUGAAGACUUAAAUCAAAUAAAAACACAAAUGCAUCCAAAAACAGAAAAAGAGAAAAAAAAUUUAAAAAUGACUGAAAAACCGAGAUAAAGUAGAGAUAUGGUUUAUGUUUUAGCCAUUGUAUGGCUGUUCAAGUUAGCUUUUUUGUAAAAGCCCUUGUAUAGUUAAAAAAUGACUGAGUUCAGGGUCACUGGGGUGAGAGCUGGCUAUCACACCGGAGAGUCCUUAACCAUGAGGGGGGAAAUGUUGGUCUGUGGAGCUGAGGGCCUCGGCUCACCUGCUGGCCCUCUGAGGCCAUGGACAACAUCCGUCCAACCAUUCGUCCGUCUAUCUGUUUGUCCGGUGAGGGGAGCGAGACAAACCAUUGGAUUUCCCUUUCAAAAGACUAGUGUCAUGGAUUCUUUCCCAUAGGUUAGGGUGAAAGCUUUAGGAGAGGUUAUGAAAGCUCUGACUUCAGGUCAGUGUUUUAAAAUGCACUUAAGGGGGAUGGGAAACUGUCACACAAAAGAAGAGCAAAGGGGAUGCAUUUGGCAUUACUACUGGGUAGGAAAAAUUUACACAAUUGCCAACUUCAAGGUUUCAGCUUCCUUGUUCUUACCAAGGAAAAAAUGAGAGCGACUAUCUUUUUUAGUUACAUAUUGACAUGUGAUUUUUCAGUGCCUGAAUGUAUAAAUAGUAGAGGGUUAUUUAAUUACUAAUUUCAGAGCUUUUUUACGAUGUUAACAGUCUGAAUACAGCAUUGCAUUCCUUUUUCAGAUACAUUCCUCUCCAAAAAUUUAAAGAAAAUGUCUUAAUGUAAUGCAUAACAUUGCCUCCAUUAUACAGCAACUCUAAAUGUUUCAUAAACCUUUUUUUUCUAUUUCUACUAACACCAUGAAAAAAGAAAAAUGUUCAGAGGGUAAGUGAAAGUGAGACAGGCUGAGGGAAUAUUUGUGAGUGUGUUUGUCAGAGAACGAGUUCACUUUUAGCUCAAUGCUGCACACUCAUACACACAACAAUGAAAUAUGUAGUAGUCUACCUUCCACACCACCACUAAUUAGAGCUUCCUGUGGUCCUCAGAAAAUGGCAUGGCUUGGGGUCUGCUGGUAUAUACGGCCACACAGGCACACAUCACUGGUUGAACUGAGAAACCAACCCUGCCCCUUUGCAUGGUUCUGUGCAAAAAUGACAAUGGAACACAAUCUUCCGUGGAUGGCUUGAUGAUGAUUUUCAUGAUUUUGAUUUUGUUAUGUUUACUUUUGUUUGUUUGUUGCCUUUCUUUCUUUUGUUUUUUUACUAAAAUUUCCUUUUAUUAACUAGGAUACCUAGGGUUUUUAGAGUUGCAGAACCUAGAGAGUUGCAGUAUUGUGAUUCUGUAGUGCAUUUCCUGUCUAAAAUAUGAGGUGAAUAAAAACCGAUAUUACAAAAGAAUCCUUAAAGGAUACAAAUAAAAGUGCUGAAGAAGCUUUGAUGGUUACAGAACAGUGAAUUGUUCCCUCAGCAAGUGUAAAGGAAAGGUUAGACAUUUUGGGGACUUAUGCCUAUUCACUUUCUAGCUUAAAAGAUCAAUACCACUCUCAUAUCUGUAAGGUAAAAAUGCAGCUACUGCUAGCAGCUGGUUAGCUUAGCUU